AUGGAAAACGGAGCCGUCAUGGAAACACCAGAAACGAGCCAAGUGGUGGAUUCGCCAUUGUCACCUUCAUCGCAAGUCUACACUGAUUUCCUGAAGCUCCAUCGUGAGAAAAAAUCAUCCGUGAACAGUGAAGUGAGAGGAUCUCCCAACAAAGCGAUGCCUGCCACUCAAAACUACCACGAAUUCAUCGAGUCCCAUCUUCAAUCCAAGGCUUUGCUCAAGUCCCCUGUUGCACCAGGUGCAACUGAAGCGACCUUGGAUCAUAAUGACGUAAUGAAUGGCAAGGAUGACGACGUUUCCGACGUGACAGUGUCGACCCAGGUUGAUCCGAUCAAUCUUGCCAAUGGAACAGAGGAGGCAGAGAAUGGGAAUGCAGAGAGUCUUGAACAACCGGCAGAGGACCUGCUUGAACUAGAGAAGAAGAAUCGUGAGCUGUUUUCUGCUUUGGAUGAACACAUGAGCAAAGAAGUCAAGACGGAGAACGGCGACGUGCAAGGAGUUGAGAAUGGGCUGAUGCAACUUCCAGAGCAUAACAAAGCCAACCAUGUUGGGCAAGACAACGAGGAACAAGGCGGAGAUACAGACCUGAAUCACAACGAUCAGGCAGCGCAGGAGGAUCCCACCCCGAACGAUGAGGAGAAAGCAAGCGAUCUCCCUCAAAACACUCUUGAGGUUAACGGUAUCGAGCAGCCUGAAUCCGUCAAAGAAGAAGAAGCAAAAAGAACUCCAGGAUUUGGAGGCCCAAGGCAAAGGCAAGUUGAGAAGGAGAGUAUCUUUGAAACCGGAAUUGACAAUUGCAAUGCAGUUGAAAACCAUGACACGAAUGGUUCCAACACCAUUCAAGGUGAGAUUGAGGUGAUCAAUGCCAAGGAAGAAGCUUUCAACCAGAUUCAAAACUUGGACAUAGCAGAAUCCCAGGAAAGGGAUACGGUAGACUUGGAAAAGAUGUCAGAAGAAGAAAGGAAAGAAUUUGCAAGCAAGUUGAAGGAUGACGUUGCCACACUGGAAACCUGCAUUGACGAAAUAACCAAGAACUCUGAGAACGAUGAAUCGAAGCCACCCCAGUUAGUCCCUCCCUCUGAUGAGAAAGAGCCUUCUCAACGAGGGUCGGGCAGCAGCAACCAGAGCAGCUCCUUGAGGAACGCGAUCAAACGGAUCGAGCAAGCUCUUGACAACAUCCGUUACGUCUCUCUGGGUUACAUCUUAGUUGGUGUCACCGUCAUUGGCUUGGGCAUCUUCUCCAUGUUGGGCAUUCCUGCCUGGAGUGCAGGUUUGUUUCUCCUCCUCAUCGGGCUGAUCAACCUGCGAAGAAAGAGUGCUUCCUAUAUGCUUGUGGCCCCGAGAGGUUUCCGAUAUGCCUCUGUUUUUGCCGUCUUGCUCCUGCUUGCCUCUGCGGGGGUCUUCCUCUUCUCCACCAUUGUGAUCUCCUCGCUUGAUGGAACUCCCACGUGCCCUGGAGACACAAUCAACACCGUCUGCCUUCUGUCGCCCAGUGAGGCUGCGCCUGCAAACCUCGACUGCGACAAGAACAUGACGCUCGCAGAUUAUGAGAUGAAAGAAUCUCUUUGCACUGCGGUGUUUCUCUGUGGCAAUCAUACGAUGCUGUUUGCUCCGUGCCACACAAAGGCCACGAUCAACAUGUCAGGAUUCAUUCUCUGUGUUAUCAUGGCGUUCUGCAUUUUCUUUAUUUCGGGAUGGAUUCAAGUCGUUCUUGAAAGGAGUGUCUCUGACUGCAACAGAGUUCGUAACGGUGGCAGGAGCAUUCACUUUGCGGACCUGAGCUUCACUGCAUACUUGCAACAUGCCUUGUGUUGUGCCAAGACUCCUGAAGAACCGGAAACGACAGAGGUGUGA
Molecule: messenger RNA, 1854 nt
Organism: Guillardia theta CCMP2712
Lineage: Eukaryota; Cryptophyceae; Pyrenomonadales; Geminigeraceae
Exons: 4
Coding region: 1-1854 (617 amino acids)
Source: RefSeq, a predicted model, not a curated record